This is a messenger RNA of Nothobranchius furzeri (turquoise killifish), 6761 nucleotides long. RefSeq names its product molybdenum cofactor sulfurase (gene mocos). NCBI's taxonomy places the organism in Eukaryota, Metazoa, Chordata, Actinopteri, Cyprinodontiformes, Nothobranchiidae. Gene Ontology annotation, biological process: Mo-molybdopterin cofactor biosynthetic process. Gene Ontology annotation, molecular function: molybdenum ion binding; pyridoxal phosphate binding; molybdenum cofactor sulfurtransferase activity. The record is from RefSeq and is a predicted model, not a curated record.
CUUCAUCAUGUGACCCCGAGCCUGUGUGGGACCGUUAGGUCAGUGGACUUGGAACCCGACAUGUGAGCAGCGGAGGUCGCACUCUUUAGUGAGUCCGUCCCGCUGGUGGACUCAGCGGACACAAACAACCAUGAACUUCCACAAUGUCAGCUCCUUCGAAACUUUCCAGCAGCUCUGGAGUCAGUACGGGUACGAGGGAAACUUUGGUGAAAUGAUCCAGCAGGAGUUCCCACGGAUUAAAGGAAUAACAUACCUGGAUCAUGCUGCAGCCACUCUCUAUCCCGAGUCUCUGCUCAGGAAUUUUUUCCGGGACAUUUCAACAAACGUGUAUGGAAACCCCCACAGCCACAGCCCCAGCAGCAGACUGACACAUGACACGGUGGAGCAGGUCCGGAGCAGGGUAUUGCAGCAUUUUAACACCACAUCUAAAGACUACUCUGUAAUUUUCACUUCUGGUUGCACGGCCGCUCUCAAGUUAGUGGCAGAGACUUUCCGUUGGCGUCCGCAGACCGAGGGCGAAGCCGGGAGUCACUUGUGCUACCUGACUGACAGCCACACCUCUGUAGUUGGUAUGAGAGGCCUGACUACCACCCUGGGGGUAGCUGCCCUUCCUGUCUCCUCUCAGGAGCUGAAAACUAGGGCAAAGGACGGAAUUCAAGAGGAGGAUGUCAUUUGCCAGACACCUCACCUUUUUUGCUACCCAGCGCAGAGCAACUUCUCAGGGAGGAAGUAUCCCCUUAGCCAUGUUGAAGGCAUCCGAGCGCGACGCCUCUACCCAGCAUGUGACCUGCAGGGCCGCUGGUUUGUGCUGCUUGAUGCAGCUUCGUACGUCACUUGUUCCUCUCUAAACCUACAGGACUGCCCCGCUGAUUUCAUUCCCAUCUCCUUCUACAAGAUAUUUGGCUUCCCUACAGGUCUGGGGGCGCUUCUCGUCCGUAAUGAUGCAGCAGGCAUACUAAGAAAGACCUAUUUCGGAGGAGGCACAGCAGCAGCUUACCUAUCCGGAGAAAAUCAUUAUGUGCCUGCAGAAAACAUUUCUGAUAGAUUUGAAGAUGGAACCGUCUCUUUCUUGGACAUCAUAGCUUUAAAUCAUGGGUUUGAAUCUCUUUACAGGAUCACAGGGAACAUGCACAACAUCCAGCAACACACGUUCGGCUUGGCACGCUACACUUACACUCUGCUCUCAAGUCUUUGCCAUGGCAACGGGAGACCGGUGGCUCAGAUCUACGCCGAAGGCCAGUUCGAGAGUCCAAUCACUCAAGGAGCAAUUCUGAACUUCAACCUCUUGGAUUCCAGUGGGCAGAUAGUUGGUUAUUCACAGGUAGACAGAAUGGCUAGUUUGUUCAAUAUUCACCUGCGGACGGGUUGCUUCUGCAACACCGGGGCCUGUCAGGCCUUCCUGGGAAUCACUGACCAGCAGAUGAAGAGAAACCUGCAGGCAGGACACGUCUGUGGAGACGGCGUGGACCUGGUGGACGGCCAGCCGACCGGAUCUGUCCGAGUGUCCUUCGGCUACAUGUCGACGUUUGAAGAUUGUCAAAAGUUCUUGAGCUUUGUUGCCGAGUGCUUCGUGAUGAAACCAGUCACCGUGAACCGAGCCAGACUGCAGGAGUUAAAAGCAGCCAGAGAGUCGUCGGACAGACCAGAUGAACUCCCACCAGUGAACGGUUUUAUUAAGGAGCGCCAAACCGGUGUCGAAAAGAGUUCCUCAAAAGCAUCACAGCAAGAGUUUGGACACGUGGGACCAAGCCACGGAAAAACUCUGACCAACAUCUACGUUUAUCCCGUCAAAUCUUGUGCUGCCUUUGAGGUCCACGACUGGCCGGUGGGACCGCUGGGCUUACUGUAUGACAGAGGCUGGAUGGUGGUAAAUGGAAACGGCGUGUGCCUGAGUCAGAAGAGAGAGAGCCGUUUAUGCCUCAUUCGCCCACAAGUCCACCUUCCCUCAAACAAAUUGUUCCUUCAGGCAUCAGGGAUGGAUACCAUUUCAGUUCCCCUGGAAGACGACGUUUCAUUUCACACCAGCUCUCAAAUGUGUCACAGCAAAGUUUGUGGUGACAGGGUGGAGACGUUUGACUGUGGGGACGAGGCGGCGGCGUGGCUUUCACUCUUCCUGGGACAGCCGUGUCGUCUGAUAAGACAACGUCCUGGUUUGACUCGAGAAAUGAAGAAAAGAAGUGAUGAAGCUGCCGCCUCCUCGUUCCUCUCCCUGGUGAAUGAAGCUCAGUAUCUCAUGAUCAGCCGCGCCAGCGUGGAGCUCAUUCAGAACCUAAUGAGCAGCAGGCAGGAUGGCUGCGAGGGCGAUCAGCUCCUUGACACACAGAGUGCCAUUAAGCGCUUCCGUGCCAAUUUAGUCAUCGCUGGAGCAGAACCAUUCGAGGAGGAUAAUUGGUCACACUUGAUUAUUGGCAACACUCGAUUCACGGUUGCAGGUCCGUGUGGGAGAUGCCAGAUGAUUGGAAUAGACCAGGACACCGGGACCAGGACUAAAGAGCCACUCGUUACCCUGUCUGCCCAUCGGAGCGGGAAGGUGACUUUUGGUGUGUACCUGACUCACCAGGCUCCUGAGGACUUUGUGAGCGUCCUCUCUGUCGGUUCCGUCGUACAGAUGGAGUCACACGAUCACUAGUUGGUCACCUGUGACACUUAUUUAUUUCAGUGACAGCCUUUGACUCCUACAGGCUCCCUCUCCUCUGCUCAUGGACGUAAUUUUGGGGGGGGGACAGGGGGGACAUGCCCCCCCCCCCCCUCCCACACACACUUUUUCCAAAGUCAAGUUUUGACCCCUGUACUUUUUACCAUCCAAAAACAAUAUUACGCUAUGUUAAAUGGACACUGGUUGAGCUCUAGGACCAAGCAGAAAACAACCGUUUGUGUUGAAGCCUGUUUCCUAUUAGAGCAUACUGUAAAGAUACCCCCCCACGUGUCCCCCCCACUUCUAAAGUGAAAAUUACGUCCAUGCCUCUGCUCGUUCCAAAAACACACUUUUGUGCUUCGGCCUUGUGCUUCUAUGAAAAACCGAGACAAUAGUGUCACUAAUUUGCUCAUUUCAGUCAGGAUCUCGCCGGGCUACAAACUGCUGGUGACAACUGGACAAACACUGUCAACAAGUUAGUUUCCCAAAAGUCUUCUCGGGGUGUCGCUGGACUUUCGUACGGGUUCUAAACGUUUGCCGGAUUUCUCCUACUGAUCACACCUGCAAAUCCCAUACUCGAGCAUAAAUGGUCUCAACAGCAGGGCCCUACGCGUCGUUGGAAAUGUCCUUUAACUUUGAGGCGUGAGUGCUGCAGCUUUGUGUACUUCACACAACAGUCAUGAACCUGGCUCAACAAAACCGAACAAAUCUCAUGCAAACCCUACAGCUGCACCUGUUGUGGCACCUUUAUAGAGCAAGUCACCUCCUAUUAGAGUCUAACUCCACCCCCAGCAGGUCCCUGAGGUCCAGUGAUCAAAGCCUACUGCUUGUGCAGCACCAGGCUAAAGACCAAAGGUGACAGAUCAUCUGCUGCUGUGGCCCCCAGACUCUGGAACUCUCUCCCCCUGAGCCUGAGAUCAGUGGACUCAGUGGUCUCCUUUAAAAAGCAGCUGAAGACUCACUUGUUCAGGCUCUGGUGUGACCUUCAUCACCCUCUCCUUGUCUGCUCUCCCUACCUAUUCCACCUUCCUCAGGAUCCACUGAUUUCCCUCUUUCCUAUUCACUCUCUCUCUCUUUCUUUAUAUUUUUACUCACAAUUGUCUAUUUUUGCUCAUUUUAAAUAUAUUUUAAUCAUUUUCUAAAUUCUUUUUUUAUAUUUUUACAUUUUUGUGAAACGCCUCGUGAUUUUUAUCUUGAGAGGCUAUAGAAAUGAUAUUUUCUUCUUCUUCACGUCUCCUGUUUGAAAGAUGUGCCACAAAGAGGCGGAGCCUGGAGGACAGAUAAGGCAGGUCUGCCACCCCAGGUCCCCACACUCCCUACACCCACUCAGAGACUCUCGGUCAGAGCCAAGCUGCAAACAAACACACACUCUCAUCUUGGAUGGAGAAAAGGCAGAGCUUCCCAGAUUCUUAUAGCAAAGCUAGCUCCUUUGCCUCAGAGCAGUCAUUUAAGGUGGAGGAGUCUCCAUCUCCUUCACCAGAAGACCGAGAGAAGAAGGAAAGUUUUUUUGGAGGAGGCGAGCAUCCCUGAGCCGUGUUUUUUCUAACUCGUUUCAUUUCAUUUUAUUUAUUUAUAAAGCCCCUUCUGCGACCAAUGCAGAUGCCCAAGGUGCUGAACACAACACAAUAAAAACAUAAAGCCAUCAGAAUAAAAUAUAACAAUUGUAAAACCAGCAUGAAAUCAAUUAAAAGAGGAGAGUAAAAGCAAAACAGAAAAUCCUGAAAAAGAUUAAGAGGCCGGGGCAUCGAAACUGGGUAAAAUUUGCUAAUCCUGGAAUGCCUUGACAAAAAAAUGGGUCUUAAGGCGAGUCUUAAAAAACCCCCAAUGAGGGUGACCGACGCACCACCAAAGGCAACUGGUUCCAAAGUGCAGGUGCCAACACAGAGAACGCACGGUCCCCCCGUGACCUGCACUUAGUGCGUGGAACGAUCAACAGCUCCCUGCCGGCUGAGCGAAGGGCCCGCGAGGGGGCGUGUCUAUGCAAAAGGAUGCCAAGAUAUGCUGGAGCAGUUCCGUGUAAGGCCUUGUAUGCCAGCACCAAGACCUUGAAUUUUGCCCUGUAUUGCACAGGCAGCCAGUGAACGGAUGCCAACACAGGGGUGAUAUGCUCCCUGCGCCUAGUGCCUGUCACGAACCUACUGGCUAAGUUUUGUACUAACUGCAAGCGUGCUACCGCACCCUGACUAAGGCCGGCAUACAGUGCAUUGCAGUAGUCAAGCCUUGAAAGAACAAAAGCGUGUGUGACAGUCUCUAGAUGUACUCUGGACAGCAGGGGCUUAAUUCUGGCUAGUCGGCGUAAGUUAAAAAAACCCGAUUGCACAACCUGGUUGAUUUGCGUGGUGAAUUUAAGGGCUGAGUCCAGUUGCACUCCCAAAUUUCAGAUGGUGGUUUUCAUGUUAGAUGCUAAAGGGCCGAGAUUCACAGCAUCGCAUGGGCGUGUAGACAUGCCAGGGCUAAGUACAAUUACUUCAGUCUUAGCGUCAUUCAGAUGUAAAAAGUUUGUAGCCAUCCAGGAGCGCACAUCCUCUAAAGCCGGGCGUACACUGUGCGACUUUUUCACUUUUUUGAGCCGAUUUUCCAGUCGUGCGAGAAUCCACGACAUCGGGGCGAGUUUUGCGCCGAGCGUCGUGUAGUGUACAGGGGGUUACGAGAGGCGAUUAACACCACGUGACCAGCUACCGAUCAGCAGUCGUGAGCUCGCACAAACUUCUGGCGUGUUUGAUAUUUCGCUCGUCCCUCGUGAGGGUAUCGCGCUGUUGAAGCGGCACUGCGAGCAGCUGCGACCCAAAAAGUAUCAGAACCGCUCACGGCGCAUGCGCAAUCAUGCAUCAACACCGCUCGCCCGCUAUUUCCCUAAUAACACACGCUGUUCGUUUUUAUUUCUACACGUGUUUUUACUCACAAAGAUUGUCAAGAAAGCGUGUUUGUCGUGUUCAUGUCAAAUUAAACUGAUCACAAAACACAGAUUUACUUUCUUUAUUUCGUUUUCCUCAUCCAACCCCCAUAAAUCCCUGUGUGUCCUCCUGCAGCGCUCCCGAAGGACAACAGGCAAAACAAAAAAGUCUGACGUGUUGAGUAAAAACUGCUAUUUUUAGCACAUUUUUAGGGCCGACGUGUUGCUACCAGAUGUACAGUGUGAGCAGUCAGGUCGCGUCCGAGAACUGGGUCGUACAGUGUGAGCGCAUGGCUCGUGAGAUCUGCCCUGCGAGGAAGUCGUACAGUUUGAGCUGAAGCUGAGUGCUACGAGUGAAAAAGUUGCACAGUGUCCGCCCGGCUUAAGGCAUCUACAAGCUUUGAUAUUGACCCAUCGACCCUCCGCUGAAGGGGGAGGCAGAUCUGGCAGUCGCCAGAAUAAAAAUGAAAACGCAUGCCGAACCGCCGAAGAAGAUUCCCCAACGGUAGUAAGGUGCUCGAAGCCAUCGUGCCGAGCCGUAAACUCUUGCUUGUUAUUCGUACUCCGACUUGCUACGGAGGAGUAGCCAAGCUCGUGAUUCAGCUGCAUUUAUACCCAACAGCAGUGCAGCUAACAUCACAUCGUAUAAGUUACUGCUGUGGCCGAUUCUAAUUCAGAUGUAGUGUGGAGUUUUAGCCUGUAGAGGGCACCACACUGACAGUUUUAGGCUGAAUGUUUACAUUUUAAAUCAGAUGCACUAAAAUGCCAAAAAAUGACUACAGGUGUCUACAGCAUCAUCUGACACUCAUUGAAACAGUUGAUCAGCAAAAACAAGUAGUUUAGGGGUGACUUGCUCUUUCAGUGUAACAGAACAUCAUUUCUGGUUUUUCCUACUCAUUAAAAGCUGCAGAUCAGGGACUUAUUCCUUUUUGUUUUUGGUUUAUUUAGCACAAACGUAUUAGCUGCUGCUGCAAAAUUACAGCCGAGACCAAAUAUCUCAAGAACAAAGAUACUUUUACUCUAACCACUAGGUGCACUAUUAUUAUUUUUCACAGCAGUGUGUUGUAAACUUACCUUAGUUGAUCCCAGUACAAUCUGUUUAUUCACAAGAAAGGAUGAAAGUGAGAAAUUGUUUUCCAUAAUCUGUUCUAUGCAAUUAAGCAAAUGUUCUUCUUGAUUUAUGUUGUGAAUUACAUUUUUAUUUAUUAAAACUCUUGAUGCAAUAAACAUGAA